Molecule: messenger RNA, 1431 nt
Organism: Cadophora gregata
Lineage: Eukaryota; Fungi; Ascomycota; Leotiomycetes; Helotiales; Ploettnerulaceae
Exons: 2
Coding region: 1-1431 (476 amino acids)
Biological process (GO): peptidoglycan turnover; amino sugar metabolic process
Molecular function (GO): phosphotransferase activity, alcohol group as acceptor; ATP binding
Source: RefSeq, a predicted model, not a curated record
AUGGCGAGGACAAUGAAGGGCUUUAUUCCUGCUCCGAAGGGGCGAGUACGUACAACAGUUGGACACAAGUAUUUGGAGGCGUUGCAGUCGAAAGUUAAUGCAGACUCCGAUACGUCGAGCUCGCCGUCGCCAUCUGGAGAGGAAGGCCCGGGACUGAGCUUACUGGUUCUUGGAGUAACGUCUGGAACGACGAUGCAUGACAUUGACUUUGCUCUAUGUCGAUUUACACAAGAUUCACCUGAGGCCCCGCUAUGUCUGGAUAUCAUUCAGUAUGAUUCUGUUAUUAUGCCCUCAAAGAUCCGAGCCGAUAUUCUGUCUAUGCUUCGAGAAGAUGCAGCUCCGCCGAGUAUGCUCUCACAAAUGGAUGCCGAGAUGGGCCAUACUUUCGCAGAUGCAAUCCAUAUAUUCGCACACAAGCACGGAAUCUCAGUGGAUGAUAUAGACUUGAUUGGUUCUGGAGGACAGUUGAUUACAUUGACUGGAUCCCCACCCCAAGGACAGCAUCGGUCGAACAUGUGCCUAGGAGAAGGGGCUGUGAUAUCGGCAAAGACGGGAGUUACAACAGUUUCGGAUUAUCGUACAGCAGAGCAAGCAGUCGGAAGACAAGGCGCUCCUCUAUUUGCAUAUCUUGUUGGGUUACUCCUUCAUCAUCCUUUAAGGAUGCAGAUAUGUAUCACUAUCGGUGGCAUCACAACUGUUUGUUUCAUUCCCGCCGACAACAAAGGCGGGAUAGAUGCGAUGUACGAUUGGGAUACUGGGCCAGGAACUUCGAUGAUCGAUGCUGCAUUCCGACGAUUUGGAUUCGAUCCAGCAGAAGACCAUGGCUCUUAUUUACUUCAUGGGAAUAUCUGUCAGGAAGUAGUGGAAGAGCUGAUCAACAACGAUAAGUAUCUGAGCACUCGCCCACCAAAAACAACAGCAAGGGAGAUUUAUGGCGAUGCUAUGGCCAACCAAAUAGUUGACAUGUGUGCCACACGUGGCUGUACACCAGCGGAUACAAUUGCAACCUUGACCCGCUUCACAUCAGCAAGCAUAGCUCAUCAAAUGCUAGAAUAUGGACCCGGACGAGAUGCAAUAAAUAAUGCCGAUAUCGUGGUUGAUGGUCGCGGAAUGUUCAACGUGCAGCUCAUCCAAGAUCUACAGACUGAAUUCCCAGGUGCAAGAUUUGGCUCUUUUGAUAAAACGGGCGUACCUUGCAAUGCGAAGAAAGCUGUUGGGUUUGCAAUGCAGGCCAUGGAGGCCCUACUCGGUAGAGCUCUCCCUGUGCCUACCAAUGCGAAUGUCAGGAGACCGAACACUAUCACUGGCAAGCUUGCCCCAGGCUUGAGAUGGAGGGAAGUCAUUGAGAAAAGUGUGGUCUUUGGAGGAGCUGGGAGAGGAUGGGAAGGCUUGCCUGAAGUACGGGAGUUGAUUGUGAAGCAGAAGGAUUAG